Ilyonectria robusta is the source of this 954-nucleotide messenger RNA. RefSeq lists its product as uncharacterized. NCBI's taxonomy places the organism in Eukaryota, Fungi, Ascomycota, Sordariomycetes, Hypocreales, Nectriaceae. The record is from RefSeq and is a predicted model, not a curated record. The transcript is spliced from 2 exons. Bases 1 to 954 code for a protein of 317 amino acids.
AUGCUCUCCAUCCCAACGCCAAUCGACUCUCACGCAUCAUUUAGCAUCACCAUCUUUAUCCUAGUUCCUCUUCCAUUCAUCAAAAUUGAUUCGACCUCUGCUCUAAACUCAGCCAUCCAGACAAUAAUUGCCACGUCCACCAAACUACCCAUCCCGACGCUUGAACAGCUCCGUCUUCCUCCAUCCCAUCUGUCGUACAACUCCCGCUUUCGGCCUCUGACAGAGUCGUAUGCCGCACCAGCUGAACCCUCUUCCGAGACAUCUACACCUCGUGCGACCACAAAAUCAUUCUUCCCAACAAUCCUCUCCGCCCCAACCAUCGCGGCUUUCCAUAUCUUCAGCCACAUCCUCCACUCAUUGUCUGCCUCGUCAUCCUCGUCGUCAGCACCACUACAGCCCAGAAAGCCAUGUGAACCUGUAGCUCCCUCCACUAUCACCACGCCCUGCCAUAUCCCCGAUCCCUCGCAUACGCCGUCCACCGCACAUUCUGCGCCGUCAACGCCGCCGUGUCACUCAAUGGAUGUCUGUCUCCCGGGAAGAUACAAGAUCCAGUGGGACCAUAUCGGAGCUACCAAUGGAUCAAAAAGCAUCGGGCCGUCCAGAAUCUGGGGAAGCACCAUUAUGACACAUCGGACCGGGUCGGAGGAUAUCCGUCAAUCUAAUGGUAAUACUGGUGGUGAGACAUCAUGUUGGGCAUGUCCAUCCGAGCGUAAUGAGGACAUCCAGAAGCUCACUCAGCGGGCGAUCUGGGUCACCAGGAGUGCGCCACAGAGAUUUGACAGCGCCUCUCAAUACCUCGAUCUGUCCUUUUCAAGCGUACUUCCUAAUACAGAUUGCGAUCAUCAACAGCCAACCUCAUUGUGGUGCCCUGUGAGACUCGGUCCCCCCGCCUUCUCAGCAACGCCGGCUCAGAGAAUGCGCUCUGUCCUCCAAACGCCUCACUCACCCUUCUAA